Pistacia vera is the source of this 1826-nucleotide messenger RNA. Its product is annotated as amino acid permease 3-like. NCBI's taxonomy places the organism in Eukaryota, Viridiplantae, Streptophyta, Magnoliopsida, Sapindales, Anacardiaceae. The record is from RefSeq and is a predicted model, not a curated record. Bases 117 to 1655 code for a protein of 512 amino acids. The transcript is spliced from 8 exons. Gene Ontology annotation, cellular component: plasma membrane.
UUUUAAGUUAUCCAUCGCCCACUCCAUUAUCUCUCAUUAGCUUUUUUAUUUGUCUCUCUUAUUAACAGUUCUACUCAAAUAAUUAACAUUUUCAUCAACAUUUCAUAGCUAUAGCCAUGUUGCCAAGAAGUCGAACUCUUCCCAGCAGAAUUCAUCAUGGCGCUGUUGAAGAAAGACAUGAUAUCAGGCACUACUUGCAAGUAGAGGUUCAACCUAAAGCUCUUAACGAGGCUGAAGCCAUAAAUCCUCAAGCCAACUAUUCCAAGUGUUUUGACGACGAUGGCCGCUUGAAGAGAACAGGAACUUUUUGGACUGCAUCAGCGCAUAUUAUCACAGCUGUGAUAGGGUCAGGAGUGUUGUCAUUAGCAUGGGCCAUUGGACAGCUUGGUUGGGUUGCAGGACCGGCUGUCCUGAUCCUCUUUGCCUUUGUCAAUCUUUACACUGCUGGUCUUCUUUCUCAGUGCUACAGGGCUGGUGAUCCAGUCACCGGACAGAGAAAUUACACCUAUAUGGAUGCUGUCAAGGCCAACUUAGGAGGGAAGAAGGUUAUGCUUUGUGGGCUCAUCCAAUACUUAAAUUUGUUUGGUGUUGCAAUUGGGUAUACAAUUGCAGCAUCUGUCAGUAUGAUGGCAAUAAAAAGAUCAAACUGUUUUCACAAGAGCCGGGGGAAGAAUCCGUGCCACAUGUCAAGUAAUGGGUAUAUGAUAACAUUUGGGAUUAUAGAGGUGAUAUUUUCUCAAAUCCCGGACUUUGAUCAAGUAUGGUGGCUGUCUAUAGUUGCAGCUGUUAUGUCAUUCACAUACUCUACUGCUGGUCUUGGACUUGGAAUUGGAAAAGUUGCAGAGAAUGGGACUUUCAAAGGAAGCUUGGCAGGUAUAAGCAUAGGGACAGAAACAAGUGCUGGAACAGUUACUUCAAUGCAGAAGCUAUGGAGGAGUUUGCAAGCUCUUGGAGCAAUUGCCUUUGCAUACUCUUUUUCCGUCAUUCUCAUUGAAAUCCAGGAUACAGUAAAAUCUCCUCCCGCAGAGCACAAGACCAUGAAGAAAGCAACUUUACUCAGCAUCACAGUAACAACUGUGUUCUACUUGCUCUGUGGAUGCAUGGGUUAUGCUUCCUUUGGAGAUCUGGCUCCUGGAAAUCUCUUGACUGGCUUUGGCUUCUACAAUCCCUACUGGCUCAUAGACAUUGCGAAUGUAGCCAUCUUUGUUCACCUUGUUGGUGCAUAUCAGGUGUUUUGCCAGCCCUUGUUUGCUUUUGUGGAAAAAUGGAGUGCACAGAAGUGGUCUAAGAGUGAUUUUGUAACAGCGGAAUAUGACAUACCUAUUCCUUUCUAUGGCGUUUACCAGUUAAACUUGUUCCGCCUAGUAUGGAGGACCAUCUUUGUUCUAUUGACAACCGUAAUCGCCAUGCUCAUGCCCUUCUUCAAUGAUGUUGUUGGGCUCCUGGGGGCAAUGGGGUUCUGGCCUUUAACUGUGUAUUUUCCAAUUGAAAUGUACAUAGCACAGAAGAAGAUUGGGCGAGGAACAGCCAGGUGGCUUGGCCUUCAGAUUCUUAGCGUCACUUGUUUCUUCAUCACUAUAGCUGCUGCAAUUGGCUCUGUAGCUGGAGUUGUUCUUGAUCUCAAGACUUACAAGCCCUUCAAAACAACCUACUGAGGCCUCAAGACUAAAGAGUGAUCCAUGAUUUCAUAUACAGUAGAGGCGUAAUUUAAACGACUAUUCUGUGUUUAUGAAAUAUUAAUAAGAAGUAUUUAGUGGUCAAACGGAGGGAAUAAGAAUGUAUCAUUCUCAAUUAAAGAAGUCCCGAUAUCCAAAUUUUGUUCUCAA